AUGACGAUGGAAAGGGCAAGGACUGCGGUUACAAACUUUUUUGGCAGGGUGCCUCUCACCUAUACUCGCUUCAGUCUGAUGCCGCAGACAGAUGGAGAUGCUAGUCAAGUGGAAAUGAAACUGGCAGAUGAUGAGGAGUGUGGUGACACAACAUUGGGAGAACCUGUUAUAAAACACAGAGAAGACAAAAAUGGAAGCCGAAGCUUGUGUCUCAAAGUCCUGGCAGUGAUUCUGUUGUUCUUUAUUGGUUUUCUGAUUGGAUACUUAAGCCAUAGAGGACGUGUUUCAGCUACACAGCAAACUGAAGUAGAUGGUUCCAAUAAGGAAGAGGAUGCAGCGGAUCUUUAUUCACAUGAUGUCCCUAGUGUCUUGUACUGGUCUGAUUUGAGGCCGAUGUUGGAUAAAAGAAUUGAACUCCUUAACUUUAAAACAAGCAUUAGCAAUCUGUAUGGUUCAACUCGUGAUGCUGGCUCUGACAAUGAAGAAUCUUUGGCUGCAGUGAUGGAUCGUGAAUUUACAAAUAUGGGUUUGGACAAAGUAUGGAGUGAGGAGCAUUUCGUCACCUUACAGGACAAAGGCAGAUCCAACAAAGUACAGCUUUUUACAUCUGACGGUUUAAAGGCCGACUUUGAGUUAACUUCAUAUGUGGCGUACAGCCCUGCAGGUUCUGUUACUGGUACUCUUGUAUACGGUCAUUAUGGUUGUCCACAAGACUUUGACACUCUGCGUGCUAACAACAUUAAUGUGACUGGAGUAUUGGUUCUAUUACGCUCUGGAAAAAUUGGCUUCGCUGAAAAGGUUAGAAAUGCUGAACUUGCUCAAGCUGCUGGUGUUUUGAUAUAUCCUGACCCUUCUGACUUCAUCUUUCCUUCUAAUGCUGACCAAGAAAUUGAGUCGCCUUUUGGGCAUGCUCAUUUUGGCACUGGAGACCCUUACACACUGGUUUCCCGUCAUUUAACCAUACACAGUUCCCACCAUCAAGAUCCUCUGGACUGCCAGGAAUUCCGGUUCAGUCACUUUCUAGCCAGGAUGGCAAGAAUCUACUUGGAAAACUGGAAAAUAAGGAUUGCCCAAGAGAUUGGAAUGUUGGCUGCAAGCUUAAAGGCCAGUAUACUGUUAAACUUGAAGUGGACAAUGUUUUGGCUGAAAAGAAAAUUCUUAAUGUGUUUGGUGUCAUCAAAGGAUUUGAAGAUCCAGAUCGUUAUGUUGUAGUUGGGGCUCAGAGAGAUUCCUGGAGGACUGGAGCUGCUAAAGCGGUCGUUGGGUCAUCUGUUCUAUUAGAAGUGGCCCGUGUCAUAACACAGAUGGUUAAAGAGGAUAAGUAUAAACCUAGGCGGAGCAUUGUGUUUGCAAGCUGGAGUGCUGGUGAUUUUGGAGCAGUUGGUGCCACCGAGUGGCUAGAGGGGUACCUUUCAACGCUGCAUCUAAAAACUAUAUCCUAUAUCAGCCUGGAUGGUGCUAUUCAAGGUGCUGGAUCACUUCAAGUGUCUGGUAGCCCUCUUAUGUAUACUAUGAUCCAGAAAACAUUAAGGGAGGUGUCUGACCCGGUUUCUAACAAUGAUGCAAAACUUUCUGACAAAGUAAAAUCCAAGAUCUUUAU
Messenger RNA from Staurois parvus, 1600 nucleotides. The record is from the annotation of a GenBank genome assembly. Lineage: Eukaryota; Metazoa; Chordata; Amphibia; Anura; Ranidae.